This is a messenger RNA of Aspergillus candidus, 438 nucleotides long. Its product is annotated as fumarylacetoacetate hydrolase family protein. Gene Ontology annotation, molecular function: acetylpyruvate hydrolase activity. NCBI's taxonomy places the organism in Eukaryota, Fungi, Ascomycota, Eurotiomycetes, Eurotiales, Aspergillaceae. The record is from RefSeq and is a predicted model, not a curated record. The coding region runs from base 1 to 438 and encodes 145 amino acids. The transcript is spliced from 4 exons.
AUGAGCCGCUUCUGUGCCUCGCAUCUUCCAGACUGGGAGGGCGAACUCGUAUUCGUCACCUCGCGCGAUUGCCGAGACAUCACUCCGGAGGAAGCAUCUGAAUUUAUCCUCGGCUACACAAUUGGUAAUGACCUGUCUUGCCGCUUCUUCCAGCUGCCAGAGCAGUCUGGUGGACAGUUCUUCUACGCGAAGGCUUUUGACAAGUUUGCCCCAAUCGGGCCCGUCCUUGCGAGCCCCAGGACUUUUCUCAAACAGAGGUUGUUCGCUAGCCUUGUCACCCGAGUCAAUGGAGAAGUAAAGCAGGAUACGGUGAUUGAGAAAGAUAUGAUCUUCCCACCUGAGAGAGUUCUCAGCUGGAUGAGCAAGAGCACAACCAUCCCAGCUUAUACAGCAGUCAUGACAGGGACACCAGCGGGGCUCAAGACGUAUCACUCUUAG